Messenger RNA from Odontomachus brunneus, 1689 nucleotides. It is a transcript of the gene sni, whose product is annotated as C-factor. The coding region runs from base 39 to 785 and encodes 248 amino acids. NCBI's taxonomy places the organism in Eukaryota, Metazoa, Arthropoda, Insecta, Hymenoptera, Formicidae. The transcript is spliced from 5 exons. The record is from RefSeq and is a predicted model, not a curated record.
UCGAGCUGCACUGGAAUCGAGAGAGAACGCGCGACGCAAUGAGAUCGAUCCUGAUAACCGGUUGCAACCGCGGCCUGGGCUUGGGUUUGGUGAAGGGUCUGGCCGGGUCACCGAAGCCGCCAGACAAUAUUUUCGCGACUUGCCGAGACGCGAGCAAGGCAACGGAGUUACGCGCGCUCGCUGAUGAGUCACCCAAUAUACACAUUAUCGAAAUUGAUUUGACGGAUACGGACGGCUAUGAAAGAAUCGUGGACACAAUCAGCCGGAAAGUCAAUGGCGCCGGUCUCAACGUUCUUUUCAACAAUGCCGGUAUUUCUAGCAAAUUCACGCGUCUCGGUCUUGUGAAAAAGCAGCAGAUCACGGAUGCUCUUCUGGUGAACACCGUGGCGCCUAUUAUGCUCACGAAGGCUCUCCUGCCGUUACUGAAGACGGCCGCGAAAAACGCUGAGAGUAAGACAGAGCUGAACGUUAAUAGAGCGGCGGUCAUCAAUAUGACUUCUAUUCUAGGCAGUAUCGCUGAAAAUACAGACGGCGGUUUUUAUCCUUAUAGAUGUAGCAAGGCCGCACUUAAUGCUGCAACCAAGUCAAUGAGCGUCGAUUUAAAAGCCGAUGGAAUCUUGGUAACGUGUUUACAUCCAGGAUGGGUACGCACGAACUUGGGCGGCAGCAACGCUCCGAUGGACGUCGAAACUAGCGUCGGCUGCAUUCUGAACACAUUGAACUUACUGACGGAAAAGCAUACCGGUUGUUUUGUACAGUACGAUGGGAAGAUAUUGCCUUGGUAAAGCAUCCAACAAAGUAAUCACAUAUAAAUAAAUGUUAAUUUUCUUUAUGUAAUAAUAAUGUGUAUAUAUAUAUAUAUAUAUAUGACAAGCGAAAUAUAUAGCAUAUAUAUUUCGCUUGUCGUUCCUAAAUAUCAAUGUAAAUACUUUAAAUUAGCUCUAAGUAUACAUUAUAAGAUUUUAUAAAAAGUUCGGGUUUUUAAUAAAGUAUUGCAGUCGAGUUUUGAUCUAGCGUCUUAUACUCAACAAUUUGAAAGUAAGUCUUUCUAAGAAAUUAGAGAGACAAAUAACGUCAACGAAUCACUUGCAUUUUAUGCGUUUUAACGGAGAUACACGACGAAAGUUAAUGAGAAGAGAGGUUCUUCGCGCAGAGCCUGACAAGUAACAUCGUAACUCUUCUCGCAAGCGACGUACAAUACGCACAUUUAGUAUGUCAUUCAACUAUUUUAUUCAUACGAAUCAAGCUUAUUUUGUACAUGUCACGGUGCUAUAACGUAACGCAAAGGAAUGCAAGUUCUCCUAUAGUACGAAUAGACGAGAGAAAUGAUAUCUGAUGUAUAUACAAUGACUCUUUCAACGACUAAUUGAAAGCGCGAACAUAUUUAUAAGUACGUCUAUCUAUGCACGUGUAUUUCCAGUAUCUGACUCAUAGCAAAAAUAAUCGUACGAAGCAUUCAAGUAUAUCUCGAGACAUUGUCUGCGAUAUAUUAUUCGAACGAGAGAGAAAGUUUUUUCCAAAGAAAAUAAUACUGCCAACGUCGCUACAAUCGUUACGAAUGUACAAUCCGCUUUUUAUACUUUAAACUUUCCUAACGUUCAUCAUCGAGCUCCUUUUCAGCUUUCCUGAUCUCUCUGUAACAAUUUCUGUGACGUAAUACAUAAAAAAAAAAAACUAAGAUUUAAUAAA